UCCUGCUCGCCUCUCUCGCCGUCGCGCGCGACGCGACCAACCCUAGCCCCCCGGUUCCCGCGGCCGCCGGCACGCGAGUGAGCUCGUCCGUCUCCGCGGCCUCGCCUGCCCCCGUGGAUUCGAUGGCGGUGGCGUCGCGGCUCGCGGUGGCGCGGGUGACGCCGGAUGGCGGGGCGGGGAGGAGGCGGCGGGCGGUGGUCGCGGUGCCAACGGCAGCGGGGAGGACUGGGACUGGGAGGGGGAGGGCGCGCGGCGGGGCCGUGGCGGCGAGCCCUCCGACCGAGGAGGCGGUGCAGAUGACGGAGCCGCUCACCAAGGAGGACCUUAUCGCGUACCUCGUCUCCGGGUGCAAGCCCAAGGAGAAUUGGAGAAUUGGCACAGAACAUGAAAAGUUUGGUUUUGAAGUUGACACAUUGCGCCCUAUAAAGUAUGAUCAGAUCCGUGACAUACUGAAUGGACUUGCUGAGAGAUUUGAUUGGGACAAGAUAGUGGAAGAAAAUAAUGUUAUCGGUCUCAAGCAGGGAAAACAAAGCAUUUCACUAGAACCUGGAGGCCAAUUUGAACUUAGCGGUGCUCCUCUUGAAACAUUACAUCAAACUUGUGCUGAAGUCAAUUCACAUCUUUAUCAGGUCAAAGCAGUUGGAGAGGAAAUGGGGAUCGGAUUUCUCGGAAUUGGUUUUCAGCCAAAGUGGACACUGAGUGACAUACCAAUAAUGCCCAAGGGAAGAUACGAAAUUAUGAGGAAUUACAUGCCUAAAGUUGGCUCUCUUGGGCUUGAUAUGAUGUUCCGAACAUGCACUGUUCAGGUUAAUCUUGACUUCAGUUCAGAGCAAGAUAUGAUAAGGAAAUUCCGUGCUGGCCUUGCAUUACAGCCUAUUGCGACAGCAAUAUUUGCCAAUUCUCCCUUCAAAGAAGGAAAACCAAAUGGGUAUCUUAGCUUAAGAAGCCAUAUUUGGACUGAUACUGACAACAACCGCUCAGGGAUGCUUCCUUUUGUCUUCGACGACUCGUUUGGAUUUGAGCGAUAUGUGGACUACGCAUUAGAUGUCCCAAUGUAUUUUGUAUAUCGUAAUAAGAAGUACAUUGACUGUACUGGAAUGUCAUUUCGGGAUUUUAUGGUUGGAAAACUCCCACAAGCUCCUGGGGAGCUGCCUACUUUGAAUGACUGGGAGAACCAUCUAACAACAAUAUUUCCUGAGGUUAGGCUGAAGCGAUAUCUAGAGAUGAGAGGUGCUGAUGGUGGCCCAUGGAGGAGAUUGUGUGCUUUGCCAGCAUUUUGGGUUGGGCUGUUGUAUGAUGAGGAAUCACUGCAAAGCAUUUCGGACAUGACCUCCGAUUGGACAAAUGAAGAAAGAGAAAUGCUAAGGCAAAAGGUACCAGUAACCGGUUUGAAGACACCCUUCCGGGAUGGAUAUGUAAGAGAUUUAGCGGAAGAAGUUCUGCAGUUGUCUAAGAAUGGAUUGGAAAGAAGAGGAUACAAGGAGGUUGGUUUCUUAAGAGAGGUAGAUGCCGUGGUUAGUUCAGGAGUGACACCAGCUGAGAGGCUGCUCAAUUUGUAUGAGACGAAGUGGCAACACAGUGUUGAUCCUGUCUUCCAGGAGUUGUUAUACUGAUGCCGAGAAGCCUCUUACACAACAAAGCUGGACAAAAUCUGUAGAUGUAUUCCCAUACAAAAAGAACCCAUGUUCAUUCUAUUCCAUGCCUCGACGGCUAAUGUCCGCCAGCCGUUCUUCUUGAGACUGACGAGGGCAACUUCAAUAACUCAUGGUUACUGCCGCCUGGAGCUCUUUGAGCUCAGGCCACUGCGGCACUGCCCUUAUAGGGCCUUUUAAAGCUUCUGAUUUUCCUCAUCUCCAGGGAAGAUGGAACAAACCACUGUUUGUACCAGACCCCCUUGUUCCUGAUGAUUUUUGUAUGAAAAAUAAGCCCAUCUGGUGAAAGAUGGAAACUAUAUAUAAGGUUCCUUCUAUUCAGAAAAUAUGUUGGAUAGUGUCAUCAGAAAAUAUGUUGGAUAGUUUGACACGGACGUGGAGUGCGUUCCAGCUCAAUAAUUUCUACAAUGGAUGGUGUCUUUGGUGGUC
Messenger RNA from Oryza brachyantha (malo sina), 2081 nucleotides. RefSeq names its product glutamate--cysteine ligase B, chloroplastic. The transcript has 16 exons. Gene Ontology annotation, biological process: modified amino acid biosynthetic process; glutathione biosynthetic process. NCBI's taxonomy places the organism in Eukaryota, Viridiplantae, Streptophyta, Magnoliopsida, Poales, Poaceae. Bases 123 to 1613 code for a protein of 496 amino acids. The record is from RefSeq and is a predicted model, not a curated record. Gene Ontology annotation, molecular function: glutamate-cysteine ligase activity.